AUGGCGGUCGGUCCGGAGCGACGCGGGGCAGCGAGUGCGCCGACGCCUGGGGCUGCUGUCGGGUGGUGGGAGGGGCGGCGUGCAACGGGGGCGGCGCGCGCCGACAUCGAUCGCCGCGGCGGCGACCGGGCGGCGGUGCGCGCCGCGCCGCCAGUCGGACCACGGCGCCGCUCCCCGACGCCACGGCGCCACCGCGCGCCAGGCCCGACGCCCGCUCCGCCGCCGCCGCCGCCGCCGCCGCCGCCGCCGCCGCUGCCGCCGCCGCACAGCCAGCGGCGUGUGCGUGCGUGCGUGCGUGGAGCCUUUAUCGGGCGCGCGGCCGGCCGCCUGCCGCAGCCAGAUAAGGCGCAGUGCGUGCGCGCCACGCGUGGCUGCGUGCCGAUCGAUGCCCGGCGCUGCUGCUCACCUGACGAGCAGGCCAAGUGGUUGAGAGCUUCUGGUGCUGUCAGCGCGCGCCGCCUGGGGAGGGGUGCGGGCACGAGGAGGGAGCAGUGCGGCUGCGCCGCCGACGGCGGGGUAGGGCCAAAGGCCUCCCAAGCCGCAGCAGCCAAUGGGAGGCUGCGUCUGGACCCGCCCAGCGCCAGCAUGGCGCCGGCUCGGCCCAUCCCGGGGCCUCUGCAACAGGGGCGGGGUUGA
Messenger RNA from Schistocerca piceifrons (Central American locust), 636 nucleotides. RefSeq names its product serine/arginine repetitive matrix protein 1-like. Lineage: Eukaryota; Metazoa; Arthropoda; Insecta; Orthoptera; Acrididae. The transcript is spliced from 3 exons. The record is from RefSeq and is a predicted model, not a curated record. The coding region runs from base 1 to 636 and encodes 211 amino acids.